AUGGAACCCAGAGCGCGCGCCGGCAAAAAUGUCGGCAAGAUGAACUUUUCCCACAAUGAGCUCGCUCAGCUGCUCUACGCGCACGGCGACGUCAAGAACCCGCUCCCCGAAACCGUCCGCGUCCUCGACGAAAUCCUCACAGACUUUAUGCAGUCCAUCGCCUUUGAGGCGGCCCGCGCGGCGCAAUAUUCGGGCCGCCAAAAGAUCAAAUACGAAGAUUUCGAGUUUGCGUUUCGCAAGAACCCAGCCUUCCUCGGCAAGGUGCAAGAGGUGUUUGAGAAGCAAAAGGAGAUUAAAAAGGCGCGCGAGAUUCUGCGCGACGCCGAAGAGGACAUCAUGAAGGAUGCGGCAGAAGAGGAGAAGAAGCGCCAAAAGGGAGAUGACGCAGCCGCGGCGAGCGUCGCCGGCCGCAGCAGCAGGCCGACCAACAAGGAGGAGGAGCUUGGUGAGGCCGACGACGAUGCAGAUGCUGAGGCGGACGCUUUGGGAAAGAGGAAAUGA
This is a messenger RNA of Beauveria bassiana ARSEF 2860, 501 nucleotides long. RefSeq names its product transcription initiation factor IID. The coding region runs from base 1 to 501 and encodes 166 amino acids. The transcript has 2 exons. Gene Ontology annotation, molecular function: protein heterodimerization activity. Lineage: Eukaryota; Fungi; Ascomycota; Sordariomycetes; Hypocreales; Cordycipitaceae. Gene Ontology annotation, cellular component: transcription factor TFIID complex. Gene Ontology annotation, biological process: RNA polymerase II preinitiation complex assembly; transcription by RNA polymerase II. The record is from RefSeq and is a predicted model, not a curated record.